This is a messenger RNA of Xyrauchen texanus (razorback sucker), 4991 nucleotides long. Its product is annotated as protein EFR3 homolog A-like. Gene Ontology annotation, cellular component: plasma membrane. The record is from RefSeq and is a predicted model, not a curated record. The coding region runs from base 227 to 2653 and encodes 808 amino acids. NCBI's taxonomy places the organism in Eukaryota, Metazoa, Chordata, Actinopteri, Cypriniformes, Catostomidae. Gene Ontology annotation, biological process: protein localization to plasma membrane. The transcript has 24 exons.
GUUUGUCACGCGUGAGCUGCGCGCGAUCUCCUCUUCUCGCUUCUCUUCCCCGCGCGUGACACUCACUUCCGUGUUGGCGUGUCUAAGCAAGGAAACGCGGAUGUGUUGCGCCUAAUCCGCAUCUACAGACGUGUUCCGAUUCUAUGUCGAACCCAAACCCUCAUCCACGCUGAUCUGAGCCAGGCGCAGUACUGCGGACGCGGGUUGGACGGAACCAAGUGGUGGAAUGCCUGCCGGUGUUUGUGGGUGUUGUGGUCCUCUGCGGCCACGCUAUAAGCGUCUAGUGGACAACAUUUUCCCAGAGGACCCAAAGGAUGGAUUGGUCAAAUCAGAUAUGGAGAAGUUAACGUUUUAUGCAGUGUCGGCACCAGAGAAGCUGGACCGCAUUGGGGCGUACCUUGCCGAACGCCUUAGCAGAGAUGUGGUACGACAUCGCUAUGGGUAUGUGGUAAUAGCGAUGGAGGCCUUGGAUCAGUUAUUGAUGGCUUGUCAUUCUCAGAGCAUCAAGCCGUUUGUGGAAAGCUUCUUGCACAUGGUGGCAAAAUUGCUGGAAUCCAGAGAACCAGAUUUACAAGUGCUGGGUACCAACUCAUUUGUGAAGUUUGCGAACAUUGAGGAGGACACGCCCUCUUACCAUCGCAGAUAUGACUUUUUCGUCUCUCAGUUCAGUGCCAUGUGUCACUCCACACAUGAGGACCCCGAAACCCGCUCCAGGAUCCGUGUGGCUGGUAUCAAAGGUCUGCAGGGUGUCGUCAGAAAGACUGUGAAUGAUGAACUGCAGGCAAUCAUCUGGGAGCCUCAACACAUGGAUAAACUCAUUCCCUCCAUGCUGUUCAACAUGCAAGACAAUGAGGACUCUGAGAGGGCUGGAGAGGAGAAUCCAGCUUCAUUGGCUGAGAGUUGUUUUCGAGAGUUGCUUGGUCGCGCUGCUUACGGCAACAUGAACAAUGCUGUGCGUCCUGUACUGGUGCAUUUAGACAACCACCGUCUGUGGGAGCCGAAUGAUUUUGCUGUGUCCUGUUUCAGGAUAAUCAUGUACUCAAUACAGGCCCAGCAUUCUCACCAUGUGAUUCAGCAAGUGUUGUCUCACCUUGACACCCACAGUAAGAACACACCACGUGUCAGGGCAGGUAUCGUUCAGGUGCUGCUGGAGACAGUUGCCAUAGCAGCCAAAGGUUCCAUCGGUCCCACAGUCCUGGAAGUGUUUAAUACCCUGUUGAAGCAUCUGCGAAUGAGUGUGGAUUUUGAACUGGGUGAUGGAUCGCGCAGGAACUCUGCGAACAGCCUUUCCUCUACCCGCACCAAAGAAAGCGAGGAGCGUUACGUACAAAAUGCUAUCAUACAAACCAUCGGUUUCUUUGGAGGCAAUCUUCCUGAUUAUCAGAGAGCAGAAGUGAUGAUGUUCGUAAUGGGAAAAGUUCCAGUUUACGGCACACCCUGCCACACCCUGGACACUGUCAAAAUUGGGCAUCAGGGAACCAAGAGAAUUCAAGCAAUGCUGCUCAGUUCUCUCAUUAUGGUGACAUCAGGUUUUAAGUGUAAGACAAUGUGUGCUGGUUUACCCGCACCAUUUCUCGAGCCGUUGUGCUCCAUCUCUCUGAUGGAAGAUAGUGAACUCCGGCAACUUGUCCUGGAGAUCCUGCACAACAUCAUCGAUCGCCAUGACAACAGAGCCAAACUCCGCGGGAUCCGGAUUAUUCCUAAUGUAGCUGCUCUGAAGAUUAAAAGAGAGAAGAUCUCCAAACAGGAUGUUGUUUUCAUGAAAAAGCAUGGGCAACAGUUAUACAGACAUCUCUAUCUGGGCUGUAAGGAGGAAGAUAACGUGCAAAAGAACUUUGAGCUGCUCUUCACAGCACUGGCCCUCAUUACUAUUGAACUGGCCAAUGAGGAGGUGGUGAUUGACCUCAUGCGGCUGUCCAUCGCCCUACAGGACAUGGCUCUUAUCAAUGAGGAGAACAUGCCCAUGUUUAUUCGCUGUGGCAUCAUGGCAUUGGUUGCCGCCUAUCUCAACUUUCUCAGCCAGAUGAUCGCAAAUCCAUCUUUCUGCCAAUAUGUCAGCAAGGUGAUUGAGCUGAGGAAUCUGGAUGCUCCACACCUGCUGCCUGAACAUGUCUUCAGAGAGAAAUGUGUGCUCCCAGAUUCUCUGGAUCGGGAUGACAUCGGUCUGUAUUUUCAGACGGCUGAUCUGGCAGAAUCUCUGACUGUACCUGGUUAUAACAUAGAGAGACUGGCUUUACCGUACAUUCCCCAGGUUUCAGAUGAAGACCGGCUGCCCCGUAGGAAGAGUUUUGUAGACACCAUUUCUCUCCAAGUUGACAUCCUUUCCAACAUCUUACCUGAUCAGUCUGAACUUGCAGAGGAGAUCACAUUUGAGACUCUUAAGAAGGCCAUUGAUACCACUGGUCUGGAAGAGCAGGAGAGAGAGAAGAGACGGCAGGUGAUGGAGAAGUUCCAGAAAGCUCCUUUUGAAGAGAUUGCUGCCCACUGCGAGUCCAAGGCCAACAUGCUGCAUGAUCGCUUGGCACAGAUAUUUGAACUCACCAUUCGCCCACCCCCUAGCCCAUCGGGCACAGUGACUGUGACAUCAGGCCACACCCAGUACCAAUCUGUGCCAGUCUACGAAAUGAAGUUCCCUGACCUCUGCGUGUACUGAGCCACGACCUUUCACCUUUUGCUGUUUCACACAAACUAAAUGUUGACAUAUAACCACUAAAUUUUAUCACACUUCGUAAGACCACAUAUGUGAUCCUGUGACAUUUAACUCACUUUAACCUUUGACAUUUAACAUCAUUUUAAUCUUCAUUAGACUUAACCCACUAAAUGUAAGCAUCAUGUAUAUUCACGAUGAAUCCCCUCACGUGUUUACACCUCCAUUUUGUACCAAUCAGCACACAGAGCUCUACAACCAGCUAUCCAAUCAUACAGCAGAUCUAUAGUAUCAUGUGAAUCUUCAGUGUGUGUGAUUUUCAGUUUGAUUCUUGCACUAAAAGGCAGCUCAAAGAAUCAAACUGAUGAGAGUCUUUUGAAAUGCAUUCUUUAGCUCCUUUAAAUCUUGAUUCAUAGGAGUCAUUUUGAAAAAUUAAGGGAACUAAAUGCCAGCAUAUCUAUAUGUCUAUCUCUCUCUUCUCGUUCUCACUUCCUUUAGCACAUUAAAGGAGUAUUCUGGAUUCAAUACAAGUUAUGCUCAAUCGAUAGCUUUUGUGGCAUAAUGUUGAUUACCACAAAAACAAUUGCAACUCGUCCCUCCUUUUCAUUAAAAAAAAAAAGCUUUAUAGCCAAUAGUUAUAGCCAAUUUUUUAAUUUCGUUAGCAUGAUGGUGUAAUGAUGAUUUAAGUUUACAGCUUAAAUAAUACACACGUUUUAACAGAAGUGCUUUUAUUCAAUUAAAAGCUUCACAUUUCUGCCUUUUUAAACCCUCUAAAAAUUAGCCCCAUUCACUUCCAUUGUAAGUGGCUCAUUGUAACUUUUUUUAAUAGAGGGACAAGUCUAAAUUAGUUUUUGUGGUAAUCAACAUUAUGCCACGAAUGCUAGCGAUUUGAGCUUAAUUUGUAUUGAACCCAGAAUAUUCCUUUAAGCCAUCAUCAGCAUAGAGAUUUGAAAACAUUUCUCACUUAAAUGAUUUUAGUGUACAGUAACUCACAGGUAUCGUAUAGCCUAUUUUUGCUAAAUAUAUAUAUACAGAAUAUAUACUAGACUAAACAAUUGCUAAUAGUUGCAGAGUAUUACAUGUUAGUGUCACGUUCGAAUGGCUUAGCCAAUGUGUUUCACUGCAAACUUCUGUGGAUUUACGCCUUUAUUAAUGUACAAAUAGCCUUUAACUUUGAUGUUGUGGAUGUCCAUGGGGCUUAUUUUGCCACCAAGAGUUCUUAGUGAUCACUUUGCUCUCCAUUUUGCCUUCACUGUAUAGAGAAUCCAAAACAUCUGCUUUUUAUCACCAAAGAGCUCCGCAUAAGCCCUUCCUUUAUGGCCACACAUGGCUGCCAAUCAGAAAUGUAUUUCUCAUAGAGGAUGUGAAUACUGCAGUAAUACCUGUGAGAGAUAUUUACUUGGACUUUUUAGCUCCGAUAUCAGUUUUUUUUUUUUGGAUGUGGAGCAAAAUAUUCUCGAGGUCAAUUCUGAAAUGAUCUGCAUUCAUCAACCAGCUGCUUUUGUAUAGAGCCACAAGUGUGUUGUGGGAAUGUUUUUUGUUAUCAGAUUUUGUUCAUCUACCUAAUGACAAAAAUGUGUGUAAUGCUGAAUUUUACAUUUAUUUGUGACUGUUAGAAGCUGAAAUACAUUGCUGGAAUUGUUUUACAUUCAUCUGAGCUUCCUGUGGUGAGAGCAGUGAUCAAUUCAAGUUUUGUUUAGCUGUUAGAAAUGUGUACGCAUUACGGUUUUGGACAUUUUUGGUUCAGGGCAUUUGCUUUCGUAAGAAUGGCUUGCUGUUUUUAUGAAUGUACUUGUUAGGUUGAUGUGACAGGUGUGAAUUCUCCAGGUAUAUGGUACAUUUAUUGAUUGUUUAAGGAUGAUGUCAUGACGAUGCGAUGUGGAAUGUUUCAAUGUUCUGGCGGUUUGUGAACAGAGUUUGCACUGUACAGAAAGUAAAGAAUGUAAAGAAGAAAGGUCAAAAUACAUAGGUUGCUCGAUUGCUCCUUCCAAAUAAUCAGAAUGAUCAAUUUCCUGUCUAAUUGCCAUACAAUCUGAGUAGAAGAAAGCAAUAUGGCAGGUUGUAAGGUGUCAGGGCCAAUUAAAGAGAUAAUUCCCCCAAAAAUGUAUAUUUUGUCAUCAUUUACUCGCAUUCAAACCAGUAUGACUUUUUUCAGAACACAAAUGGCAAUGGCAGGCAGAAUGUUAAAGCAUCUCAUUUGCUCACCCUCAUGCCAUCCCAGAUGCAUACGACUUCCUUUCUUCUGCAGAACACAAAUUAAGAUUUUUAGAAGAAUAUCUCAGCUCUGUAGAUCCAUACAAUGCAAAUGAGUGGUGUCCAGAACUUUGAAUCUUCAAAAAAUCAA